AUGUCGACUGAUGGGAAGCCCGCGGUCCUGAUAAUCGGCGGCCUGGGCUACAUCGGACGGAACCUCGCCAAGUACGUCCACGACAACAGCCUCGCCUCGGAAAUCCGCCUCGUCGAUAAGCACCUGCCGGAGCUGGCAUGGCUUGCGCCCGAGUUCAAGGAAGCGUGUUCACGAGAGCACUUCAUGCAGGCCGAUGCCUCGCAAGAACGCUCCCUCCAGCGCAUCUUUGACCGCCAAGGCGGCAAGGAAUUCGAUUUCGUGUUCAACUGCGGCGGCGAGACGCGUUUCUCACAAGACGACAAGGUCUACGAACUCCGCUCCCACGCCCUCUCCAUAGCCGUCGGCCGCGAAGCCGCAAAGCGCAAGGUGCAGUGCUUCCAGGAGCUCAGCACAGGCAUGGUCUAUAAGCCUGAGUCGACGCCACGCAAAGAGACGGACAAGCUGAAGCCGUGGAAUAACCAGGCGAAGUGGAAGCUCAAGGCUGAGGAGGACCUGGCCAAGGUCGAUGGGCUGAACCUUAUGAUAAUGAGAAUUGCGCACGUAUACGGUCCCUACACAGGCAAGUUCCUCAGCACCGCGCUGUGUAUGGCGAGGGUGUACCAGAGCAAGGGCAAGGAGAUGCGGUGGUUGUGGAAAGAUGAUUUGAGGACGAACACAGUGCACAUCGACGACGUGACGCGAGCGCUAUGGACAGGCGCCGAGUGGUAUGUCAAGCAGGGCAAGAAGACACCGCCGCCGAUUUACAACAUUGUGGACCACGGAAACACUUCACAAGGAGCAGUCGCCAAGAUCAUGCACGACGUCUUCAGCAUCGAGACCGGCUUCCACGGCACACUGAUCUCGGCAUUUGCGCGACUUAACAUGGACCAUGUAGUCGACGAAGUCAACGACGAGACGCUGGACCCGUGGGCAGAGUUGCAGAAUACAGCGGGCAUCAGCCAGUCAACGCCUCUUAGCCCGUUUAUGGAGAAGGAGUUGUUGAAGGACACAGACCUCAGCAUGGACGGCAGUGCAUUCGAGAAGGACACAGGAUUCAAGUACACACACGAGAAGCUCACAAAAGAAGGCGUCGAAGAUGUAAUUGAGAGCUACAAGAGACAAGGCUGGUGGCCAUAA
This is a messenger RNA of Didymella exigua CBS 183.55, 1116 nucleotides long. Its product is annotated as NAD dependent epimerase/dehydratase family protein. Bases 1 to 1116 code for a protein of 371 amino acids. The record is from RefSeq and is a predicted model, not a curated record. NCBI's taxonomy places the organism in Eukaryota, Fungi, Ascomycota, Dothideomycetes, Pleosporales, Didymellaceae. The transcript is spliced from 5 exons.